GAAACACAACUUGUUUAAUUCCUGAGGUUAGUUGUUAAUUUGUCCGAUUUUUUAUCGUUAAACCUAUUUAAAAGACCAAACAUACAAAACAAACGAGGAAAAAAAGCUAUUUACGUAUAUGAGAGAGUCUGUUUAUAAUUAUCUCCGUGUCACGAGGGGACGGCUCAUAAAUGAAAGUGAAACUAACUUGGGGGAGGAAGUAUAAAAAGCAGUGCCAUGUUUAUAAAAGGUUUUUCGGUAGAUCUGACUUUAGGGCCGAUUAACAAAACCAGAGCAGCCAUUGUUCCGUCGAAAGAAGAGGAUGUGCAGCAGAUAGCUGAGUACAGGCCGAAGAAGAACUCCACCUGGUGAGUUCUAAUCUAAUCAUGUAACAAGCAGCUCUGUACCCAGUCACACUUUCAGCCUAACGCAGAUGUUGUCUCCUCUAAAUGACAUUUAUUUGGUGAGGCUGCAUAGUUGCUGUCUUUUAGCCCCAGCAACCAGCUAAAAAUAAACUUUCAUCUGACACUAAUGGUCCCUUGAUUGCUAGGGUAUAAAUGAAAACUGCACCUGGAGUCAGGGUCUUACACUGAUCUGUUAGUUCUUUGAAGAGAGCAGAAAGAUGGGAGGAAGUGUCAAGUUCUUGAUCUGACUAGGAAACAACAGAUGGAAUUCCAUCAAUUGGAUGAGCAGUUCAAACUUGUGAAGAAUGAUUUUACCCGAGUGGGUGGUGCUUUUAGCGCCAGAGGAAAUACAGACACAGUCAUACUGACAGGCCCUUCCAGGUUCAGAGGUGCUAAACCUGUUGGACUCCACACAAAUGUUUUAAGAAAGAGAGUUCAUCUGCCUCAGGAUUUAUUAACUUUCAUUAAAUCCAAAAAUGCCAUCCUGAAGUAUGAGACACUCUUCCAACAGCGUUUCAGCCAUCCCAUUUUCAUAGAAGUUGGGUCAGAGCUGAUGCUGUCAAGUUUGUGCCCUCGUGACCUGGACGAGGCUCUGGAGGUGGUGGUAGGGGAUCUGUGUGUGCGGGUUGAGAAACUCCACGGCGCUGCAGCUCUACCUCCAGAUGUGGACAAAAUAAAAGAGCUCCUGAUCAAAGCGAAGACGGAUGCAAACCGCGAUGAAGUCAGAGUGGACGUCAUCUUCAUCCCUGGGCAAAACACAGCCACGGUGACCAAAGUACGGCUGGUGGGCUACACCGAACACGUCAACAAGCUCACAGCGGUUCUCCUCGACUACCAACUGAAUCAAGUUUUAACUGAACAAGUGGUGAAUCUGCCACAUCCUGAACUGGUUACUUAUUUUGACAAGAUCUUGGAUAUGAUCGGCAUGAAGCAGACAAAAGUAACCUUAAAGCCCCUGCUUUAUCCACAUUCUUGUGUGGCUGUAUCUGGCCCUCGUUGUCACUUUGUUGAGGUCCAUCAGCAUCUUACGUCUGUUCUAGGCGGCCUGACAUUUGAUCAUUUGGUUUUUAAUGGACCAGGGGCUCAGCGUUUCUUCGAAGCGGAUGGUAAAGAGCGCAAGGAGCAGAUUGAGAGUUCCUGCAAAGUUCUUAUCAGAGAGAAGCACGGUUCACGCAGUCAUACACUCCAGCAGUCUGCCUUCUUUCUCGUGGGCCUUCUUAGAAAAAAUGUGGAUGAUGCAACGACACAGAUGAAGAAUCUAUACCAGAAUAACAGUUCCACAAAAACCUUCACAAAGGAGGACCUGGCAGAUCUGACCCAGGACGAUAUGAAGGAGGUGAAGCUGCUUGCAGAGAUUGAAGGCCUGUAUUUGCAGGAGGGCCAGCCCAGUCCGGGAGGUUUGAUGGUGAGCGGGCUAAAGGCUGGUGUCAACCAGGUGGCACUGAAGCUCCAAACCACAAUUCCCCUUAGGAGGCUAUUGAGAAUUAAAGAGGAGGACGGUUUGUACCCUCGUGUGUCCUGGUGUAUCCUGGGACUUAAUGGCUGCUGGGAAAGGCUUCCUAAAACAGCCAAUUACAGACUGGAAAAGUGUGAUGCCACAAAAGGCAUAGUGGACACACAAGGAGUCGCAUGGAGUGUAAAUCUGCAGAGGAUGGAGGCCACUGAACACAUAGUUGGAGGGACGGCAAAGUUGAAGCGACUUGAAAAUCUGCAAGAUUUCACUCUUCCUCUCUACUGGGACAGUAUGGGUGAGAAUGAGUAUUUUCAAGAGUUUCUACUGGAACCUUCUUCUGCAGAGUAUCACACAGUGCAGAAGGCCUUCAACAAAACUGCCCAGAAGAUGGUUGUAAAGAUUGUGCGCUUGCAGAAUAUCCACCUGCGUCGCGUCUAUGAAAUGCAGAAAAAGAACAUUUCUGAAAAGAACCAACAGGAUGGAGCAGGUGAAAAGCUGCUGUACCACGGUACUAGCCAGGAAACCUGCACUGCCAUCAAAACUAAAGGAUUCAACAGGAGCUUUUCUGGGAAAAUGCAUUUGGUCAUGGGACCUACUUUGCUGUAAAUGCCAGUUAUAAUGCCAAUGCCACCUACUCAAGACCGGCAGCUGAUGGUACUCAAGCUGUGUUUGUGGCCUGAGUCCUGACAGGCAUGUACACUGUGGGCCACAGUGCCAUGAGGGUACCGCCGCCUCGUAGCAGCCAACAACCCCAUGACUGCUAUGACAGCGUGGUGGACAGAAUUGACAAUCCCAGCACGUUUGUUGUGUUCCACGAUAACCAAGCCUAUCCAGACUACCUCAUCACCUUUAGUUAAAAAAAUCCUAGUUGGAUUCUUUCAUACUGUUAGGAGACCAGACGGCUGCAGCUUUUAACAACUUUUUGAGUUUAGUACAAAUGUUUCGUAUUCAUACCAGUUGUCUUCUUCACCAACUUUUCUUGAAGCAGUCUUCAAAAACUUGCAAAAACCUACUCAAAUGUGUCAAACUCUUUCUAUCCAUGUAAUAAAGGUAGACCUCUCUUUUGUUUAUAACUCAGCUUUAUCACUAACCAUGGAUUUGAUAAAACUGGUCAUUCAAUCCAAUCGAUAAGAUUUUUUCAACAAUGAGGACAGAGCAGGGGGCUCCCACAUGUCGACAGGGGACGCACUCGGUGGGAUAUAUUUUGGAUUCCUGGAAGGAGUGGAAGAUCAUAUGCCUCUCCCAGCUGUCCAUUGAGGACAUCGAAGAUGUGUGGAUAUUUGGUCUGUUGAUCACUGGAUUUCUCCUGAUUGGAGUGGGAGGAUAUUUGAUUGGAGGGCGACCCGCACCCACGGAAAGCACCGUCUGUGUGGAGACUUCUCAGACUGGGUCGUUACUCGAAGUGAAUCGUAAGCUGGACAAUGUUCUAGCUGUGAUACCGGUAUUAGUGCACAAAAUGGAUGUCAUCUCGGAGAGAGUCACCGGACGGUAUGGCGAAGUUUAAAACCCAAAAUUGGCUUCACUGAAGGACUGGAAAUGAUCAGUUUAAAGACUGAAGGCAGAGAGGAAAAUUAUCUCAGCCUGACCCAAACAAAUUCUUGUUAUCUGAAUCUGACGCCCUGGUAGCCUUGAGCUGCAAACAACUAAAACCCCCACGAAGGAAUGCAGACAGAUGCUGUGAAAACCCGACCUCCCCCCCCCCCCCCCCCUCCUCCUUUGGAUUGGUGGACUUCAGCCUGGCGAGGUCAUCAGCUGGAGGAGUCAAUGUGCUCUUCGCUUCUCCCAAGAUCUCCCUCCCACCUGUGACUGUACAGUAGAUGAGCGCCUUAGAUGGCUGCUCUCGCUGGGGGAAACAGGAUCCCAG
This is a messenger RNA of Nothobranchius furzeri (turquoise killifish), 3700 nucleotides long. Lineage: Eukaryota; Metazoa; Chordata; Actinopteri; Cyprinodontiformes; Nothobranchiidae. The record is from RefSeq and is a predicted model, not a curated record.